Molecule: messenger RNA, 2111 nt
Organism: Catharus ustulatus (Swainson's thrush)
Lineage: Eukaryota; Metazoa; Chordata; Aves; Passeriformes; Turdidae
Gene: SYT12
Product: synaptotagmin 12
Exons: 8
Coding region: 405-1673 (422 amino acids)
Biological process (GO): calcium-ion regulated exocytosis; regulation of calcium ion-dependent exocytosis; cellular response to calcium ion
Molecular function (GO): clathrin binding; phosphatidylserine binding; calcium-dependent phospholipid binding
Source: RefSeq, a predicted model, not a curated record
GCCCCGGGCUGGGCUGGGCGAGGGAGCGGAGCCGCUCCCGGUCCCGCAGCUCCGGGAAGCAUCCCGGCUCUGGGGGGUGCAUUCCGCAUCCCGGGGCUGGGCUCUGCACCCGCGGGGACCCCCGGGCAGCGGCGGGGGGCUGUGCCCACUCCCCGCGGCCGGGAAGCAUCCCGGGCUUGGGGAGACCCGUGGAUCCCGGGGCUGAGCUCGGGGACCCCCGGGGGGCUCUGCCCGGUCGCCAUCGCCGGCCGGCCGGGCCCCGGGGGUCGCAGGGUUCCCCCCUCCCCCGUGGGAGCGGACACAGCUCGGCGGUUGCCGGGGCCGCCCGGGGGUCCCCGCGCUCCCCGCAGAUCCCUGAGGAUUUGUAGCUGCCCAGGCUGUCCCGCUCGCAGGGAGCGUUUGCCAUGGACACUGGUCACGUAAGCAGAUCCCGCUUCAGUGUGGCCUCCAGCCCGCCGCGGUGGGAGAUCGGGCUCUACGCCGCCGGCGCCUUGGCGCUGCUGGGAAUCGCAGCCAUCAACCUGUGGAAGCUCUGGCGCUCCGGGAGCUACCCGGCCCCUUCCCCCUUCCCGAAUUAUGACUAUCGGUACCUGGAGCAGAAGUACGGAGCGGCGUGCCCGGACAUCAGGAACAAGCGAGGGCUGGCCCUGGGCUCACAGCGGGCGCCAGGUCGGAGCUCUUCGUCCCGCAAGAGCAGCCUGAGGGCAGAGGACACCUUGGAGAGCAUCCAGGAGCUGGGCAGCCUGGAGCUGAUGGGCAGAGACCUGGGCCUGGCCCACUACGGCCCCCUGCGGAAAUCCAUCUCGGCCGACUCCCUCAACUCCAUCUCGUCCAUCGGGAACAACUUCGGGCAGGAUUUCACGGUGGGGCAGGUGGAGGUGUCCAUGGAGUACGACGGGAGGGCGGCCGCCCUGCAUGUGACGCUGCUGCAGGGCAAGGACCUGCUGGAGAAGGAGGAUGCGCGCUUCGAGUCCUGCUUCAUGCGGGUCAGCCUCCUCCCGGCCGAGCAGAUCGUCGGCAUCUCCCGGAUCCAGAGGAGCUCCUACUCGGUGGCAUUUGACGAGCGCUUCUCGGUGCCGCUGGAUCCGGCGGCGCUGGAGGAGAACAGCCUGCGCUUCUCUGUCUUUGGCAUCGACGAGGACGAGCGCAGCGUCAGCACCGGCGUGGCCGAGCUCAAACUCUCCGACCUGGACCUGGCCACGCGUCCCUUCAACGCCUGGCUCUACCUGCAGGACACCAACAAGGCUGUGGACACGGUGGGGGAGAUCCUGCUCUCCCUGAGCUACCUGCCCACGGCCGAGCGGCUCACAGUGGUGGUGGUCAAAGCCAAGAACCUCGUGUGGAGCAAUGGGAAGGUGACUGCAGAUCCCUUCGUCAAGGUGUACCUGCUGCAGGAUGGGAGGAAGAUCAGCAAGAAGAAGACAGCAGUGAAGAGGGGAGACACCAACCCUGUGUUCAACGAGGCCAUGAUCUUCUCCGUGCCGGCCAUCGUGCUCCAGGAGCUGUCCCUGCGCGUGACGGUGGCCGAGAGCGGCGAGGACGGGCGCGGUGACAACACGGGCCACGUGCUGAUCGGGCCGGCGGCCAGCGGGAUGGGCACCACGCACUGGAACCAGAUGCUGGCCACGCUCCGCAAGCCCGUCUCCAUGUGGCACCCGCUCCGCAGGAAUUAGGCCGGAUCCUGGGGACAACGGGGUCUUGGUGGCACCCACGAGGCUGAGCUGGCGGCGCUGAGGGGCCCAAAAUACCUGGAGCACAGACAGAGCGGCUCCAUGGGCACAUUCCGGCUCAUCCCUGCACACACUGGGCCAGACCUGCCCAGGAAAGGAGCCCAAAAUGGACCAAAAUCAGCAGGAGCCUCCCCAAACCGCAGCUCCCGAGAGUUCCGUGUGCUCCCAACAGCCUCGGAACCCGCGGAAUCCUCAAACGUGGACUCCGAGCGAGGGAGAGGGGGGGAUUCCUUUGGAAGGUGGUUUUUGUGUGGGAAUCGUGAGGGGGGUGAUUGAUCCUCAGGGGAUCUUUUGUAGUGACUUUGGUGUGCUGUGCCAAGGUUGGAAUGUUUCCAGUGAGAAUGGAAAAAGGGAGCAAUAACAGCAGAAAAUCGAUUGUUA